AUGGCCUCCGCAGGAACAGAGCACUACAGUAUUGGCCUCCGCCAGGGAACCAGCUUCAAGCAGAGCGGCCCCUCCGGCUCGGUGCCCGCGCGGCCGCCGGAAAAGCCCUCUGAGGGCAGAGGCUGCGCGCAGGCCCAUCAGCAGGUGAAGCCAAUCUGGAAGCUGGAGCGGAAGCACGUGGGGACACUGUCAGCGGGGUUGGGCCCCGGCCUCUUGGGUGUCCCAACCCAGCCAGCGUAUUUCUUUUGCCCCGGCGCUUUGUGUAGCUCAGGGCGCUCGGCUGUCAUUGCGGGCCGCAGCGGCUCCCGUUCCCUGCACUCCCUCCCAGACCUGUUCAGCGGCACCCUGCUGCACCGCCGCGCCGGCUACGGGCACAGACCCUACCAGCAGCUGGAGUCCUUCUGCUUGCGCUCCAGCCUGCCGGAAAAGAGACCUCUCUCUCUCCCUCCAAAGAGCCUCCCUGUCAGACUCACUGCCAGUAAGGCCCCUUCUUUCACGGUCUCCCCCAUGGCCCAGCCCAUGGCGUCCUCCACAGAUCCGUACCUCUCACUGGGCGCGGCUGGGGAAAACUCUUCGGGGAAGAGCCUGGCCUCUGCCAUCUCAGGGAAGAUCCCGUCUGCGCUCGCCUCCCCCCACUCCUCCUACAAGCCCAUGCUGAAUAACAACUCCUUCCUGCGGCCAAAUAGCACUAAAGUGCCUUUAUCGCAGGCCCCAGAGGGCCUGAAUACAGUACCCUCACCCAAGGUCCAUCUCGUCCCCUGGCAUCAUUCGGGGGGCACCGGAGACUGUGCACUCCAGCCCGUGGAGCACAAGGUGCCCCAGAGCAACGGCACUGUCCCAGGUGACGCCCCGGCCCCUAGCACCCUGUCUGCACCUCGCUCCUUCGACACUCUGACCACCAGUGUUGCCUCUUCCCAGUACAACCGCAGUAACUUAGCCGCAAGAGCAGAGCCGCAUCCUUGUGGCCUGGAUGGCGACUUGGUUCCUCAGGCUCUGACUAAGGAGGUUCGGUUCACCGAGGCCGUGAGGAAGCUGACUGCAAGAGGCUUUGAGAAGAAGCCAAGGCAAGGCUGCCAGUUUGAACAGUCUUGUUUCCUGAGCCCCGGCUUGCAGUGUGAUCUCAACAGGACCCGGCAGUGGAGACCUCCCAUGGUAGGCCAGCAGUUCCCGCAGGAGGAUGCCGGAGCAAACAGUAGGAUCCCCCCUAGCGCCUCGGACACCUUGGAGUUGGACAGUACAGUCUUCUGUACCAAACGCAUCAGCAUUCACCUCCUUGCCUCCCAUGCCAGUGCUCUCAGCCAUAGCCCUGCCUGUGGAUCUGCGAUGGACUCCCUACCACUUGGAGAAGACAAAACUCCCGUUCUGCCUUCUCCCCCUCAGCUGCUUGGUGUAGCUGACGUAGCCACCCGCCUUUCUUCCAUCCAUCUGGGCCAGCUUGGGAAGGAGGGGCCUAAGGAAGCCAGGGGACUGGACUGCCCUGCUAGGGAUAUCGGUUCACCUGCAGACCCCCAGCUAGACCUGGGUGAGGCUGAAGAUCUAGAAGAAGAGCUAGUAGAUGGUUUGGAGGACUGCUGCAGCCAUGAUGAGAACGAAGAGGAAGAGGGAGACUCAGAGUGUUCCUCAUUCAGUGCUGUCUCCACCAGCGAGUCAGUAGCAGUGAUCUCUCGGAGCUGUGCGGAGAUUCUGACCAAACCCCUCUCCACUGAGAAAAUUGUCCGGCCAGCCCUCAUCUACAGCCUCUUUCCCAACGUGCCCCCUACCAUCUAUUUUGGCACCCGGGAUGAGAGAGUGGAGAAACUUCCCUGGGAGCAGAGGAAGCUGCUCCGGUGGAAGAUGAGCACAGUGACCCCCAACAUUGUCAAGCAGACCAUUGGACGGUCCCACUUCAAAAUCAGCAAGAGAAAUGAUGACUGGCUGGGCUGCUGGGGUCACCACAUGAAGUCUCCUAGUUUCCGAUCCAUUCGGGAGCAUCAGAAGCUAAACCACUUCCCAGGUUCCUUCCAGAUUGGGCGAAAGGACCGACUAUGGCGGAACCUGUCUCGCAUGCAGAGCCGCUUUGGCAAGAAGGAGUUCAGCUUCUUCCCCCAGUCCUUCAUCCUGCCGCAGGACGCCAAGCUCCUGCGCAAAGCCUGGGACAGCAGCAGCCGGCAGAAGUGGAUUGUUAAACCACCAGCGUCAGCCCGAGGCAUUGGCAUCCAGGUCAUUCACAAGUGGAGUCAGCUCCCCAAGCGAAGGCCCCUCCUGGUACAGAGGUAUCUACACAAACCCUACCUCAUCAGCGGCAGCAAGUUCGAUCUGCGAAUCUAUGUUUACGUCACCUCCUACGAUCCUCUGCGGAUUUACCUCUUUUCAGAUGGACUCGUCCGCUUUGCCAGUUGCAAGUAUUCCCCUUCCAUGAAGAGCCUUGGCAACAAGUUCAUGCACCUGACCAACUACAGUGUCAAUAAAAAGAAUGCCGAGUACCAGGCCAAUGCCGAUGAAACGGCCUGCCAGGGCCACAAAUGGGCACUGAAGGCUUUAUGGAACUACCUGAGCCAGAAGGGAGUCAAUAGUGAUGCCAUCUGGGAGAAGAUAAAGGAUGUUGUUGUCAAAACCAUCAUCUCGUCCGAACCCUAUGUGACCAGCCUGCUGAAGAUGUACGUGCGGCGGCCGUACAGCUGCCACGAGCUCUUCGGUUUUGACAUCAUGCUGGAUGAGAACCUCAAGCCCUGGGUCCUGGAGGUCAACAUCUCCCCGAGCCUCCACUCCAACUCUCCACUGGACAUCAGCAUCAAAGGCCAGAUGAUCCGGGACCUUCUGAAUCUGGCAGGCUUUGUUCUGCCCAACGCAGAGGAUGUCAUGUCCAGCUCCAGCAGCUCCGGCAGCUCCAGCGCCAGCCUGCCCAGCUCCCUCAGGGAUAAAUGUCGAAUGGCCCCAGAGCAUUUCACUGCACAGAAGAUGAAGAAAGCCUAUUAUCUGACCCAGAAAAUUCCUGAUCAGGACUUCUAUGCAUCUGUGCUGGAUGUCCUGACGCCAGAUGACGUUCGGAUUCUGGUUGAGAUGGAGGAUGAGUUUUCUCGCCGUGGUCAAUUUGAACGAAUUUUUCCUUCUCGAAUCUCCUCUCGCUAUCUCCGCUUUUUUGAGCAGCCACGAUAUUUCAACAUUCUCACCACCCAAUGGGAACAGAAGUACCAUGGCAACAAGCUCAAAGGAGUAGAUCUGCUUCGGAGUUGGUGCUACAAAGGGUUCCACACAGGAGCCAUCUCUGAUUCUGCUCCAAUGUGGUCUCUCCCAACAUCACUUCUGACCGUCCCAAAGGGCGAUGUGGCCCUCAGUGCUCUCUCCAAAUCAGAGACUGGCAAGCUGGGAAAACACAGCUUCUCCGAGGGAAGCAUACCACUCUCUGAAGAUGGGACCAUCCCGAAGCCCAAGAAGACCCAAGCUGGCCUUUCUCCUCUCCCCGAGAAACCCAGUUCUUCCAGGGACAGUGAGGACACCAGCAAAGAGCCCAGCGUCUCCACCCAGAUGUUACCUCUGAUGAAGUACUCUGGGCAGACUUCGAGACUGUCUGCUUCCCCCACCUCCCAGUCAACCGGUGACUCACUCCUGGCUGCUGUGAGCCCAUGACUGGCCUCCCUCCACUCGCCCCUGCCUAGGAGCACCAGUGUUAGCUACCUCAUGGGAACUGGCCGGCCGGCUGGCUGGCCAGCCAGCCUGAGCCCCAGCCCCUUCCUCAAAGUUUUUUUUUUUUUUUUUUUGAAGUGGUUGAAUUGCAGAGAUGGGUAUCUGGAGGGGUGGUGGGAAUGUGGGAAUGGGGAGAAGGUGAGGAAGGUUCACUGGCUGGUACCUCAUAUCUUCACAGAGAAGCCACUGAUGGCCACUCAGCCUUAUAAAGCAGGGUUUGG
Molecule: messenger RNA, 3884 nt
Organism: Neomonachus schauinslandi (Hawaiian monk seal)
Lineage: Eukaryota; Metazoa; Chordata; Mammalia; Carnivora; Phocidae
Gene: TTLL4
Product: tubulin tyrosine ligase like 4
Biological process (GO): microtubule cytoskeleton organization; protein polyglutamylation
Cellular component (GO): cilium
Molecular function (GO): tubulin binding; tubulin-glutamic acid ligase activity
Source: RefSeq, a predicted model, not a curated record